Sinocyclocheilus anshuiensis is the source of this 1624-nucleotide messenger RNA. Its product is annotated as ceramide kinase-like protein. NCBI's taxonomy places the organism in Eukaryota, Metazoa, Chordata, Actinopteri, Cypriniformes, Cyprinidae. The transcript has 9 exons. The record is from RefSeq and is a predicted model, not a curated record. Bases 703 to 1476 code for a protein of 257 amino acids. Gene Ontology annotation, molecular function: lipid kinase activity. Gene Ontology annotation, biological process: phosphorylation; sphingolipid metabolic process.
AUGUAGCAAGGGAGAAGGCCCCCUUUUCCCUCUUUCUCGGUCCCUUCAGGACCCUCCCUUGCACCCUCAGAGGAAGCUUCCUGUACACGCCCGUUAACACGGGCCACUUUGUCAUUUGUCCUGGCUCUCGGAAAGCUCUGCCGGGAGAGAUUAUCUCCUAUUCCCACUAAUUCAGUUGACUCGGGGUUUCUGUAGUGACCACAAUGAAACGCUUUGGAAUUAAAUAAAUAGAGUGGUGGAGGUAUAGAGAGGUUCGAGCAGAAGCCUGAGUGGGAACAGAUGGCGGUGGGUGUCCUGCGCAGUAAUGUGAGAGGGUAGUUAAUGUUCUGAAACGCGGAGGUGUGGCUUGGGAUUCUCCUAAUGAAGAAAGGCUUUCACACGAGGAGAGAGACUGUCAUUUAGAGAGCCAGCUAUAGAACUCGGUCCAUCUUGAGGCUCGGCGACAGAUUUCAGAGUGGUUUAAUUGGAGUUUGCCUGUGGGUAAUCGUUUACAGUGGGGGGUCAGGAGAGAGCAGGAAGGUCGCAGCCCAAUGUAACGCUGGGCUGACCAUGAUGUGAAGAAGCAGGAAGAGUAUUUGGAGCUUAAGGACGUGUUUGCUGUGAAGGUAAAGCGGCGACGCUCUGUGGGGCAGCAGACGGGCGGAACUCUGCUGGGCAUCACAGUCUUCCAGUGCAAGAAGAAAGGGCUCAAACUCAAGGAACAUGCCAUCCACCUCAAUAACCUCAGUGCGGACCACUGUGAGAUUUGGUUCAAAAGCCUCAAAGAAAUCCUCAGCGGUUUUAAGAACGUCCCAAGUCUCUCAAAGUCUUCGUGAACCCCAUCAGCCACAAGAGAGAGGCAUACCAGAUCUACCUGGACGAAGUUGCCCCCUCUUCAAGCUCGCUGACAUAGAAGCUGAUGUGACCAGUUCUACCAAUGUGGUGGCCUGCUCUGUGCAUGGAAUAAGACGGGCUAUGACUGCAGCCUUGCACAUCAUCAUCGGUCAUCAUCAGCCCGUGGACGUGUGCAGCUUUAGCUCUAUGGGUCAUCUGCUGAGGUUCGGCUUCUCUGCCAUGUUUGGUUUCGGUGGGCGGACGCUCGCACUGGCAGAGAGACACCGCUGGAUGCCACCCAGCCAGUGCCACGAGUUUGCUCUCAUUAAAACAAUGGCAAACCUCAAACCUGAAGACUGUGAACUGUCCUUUAUAACCAGCAGAGGAGCCGAGGAUCAGACAAAAGCUGAGCGAAACAGGGAUGGAGGAGACAUUUGUGAGCAUGGAUCCUGGCAGACCAGACAAGGUCUGUACCUGAAUAUCAGCAUCAUGGCUAUUCCCUGCCUGUGCUCCAUGGCCCCCAGGGGCCUGGCCCCAAACAUCAGGUUGAACAAUGGCAGUAUGGCACUGAUAGCUGUUGGAAACACCUCCAGGUCAGACUUCACCAAGCACUUGAAGAGAUACAACAGCACAAACAACCAGGUGAGCUCACCUGCCUACUGAGGGAACUUACUGAACUCACAUCAGCCAGACUUGCAGGAAAUCCAGCCCACGCAAAUGGAGUUAACAACCUCCCCAGCUUAAGCAGAAUUAGCAUACUGUCAAGUCAAAUUAGUCGUUGAUUGUCAGCUUCCCACAAAAUACUUUUCAG